GGGACCUGAACAGUCAUGUUAAAGUAAAGCAGAAGACUGCUGUACUGAACAUGUUAAGGAGACUGGACAAGAUCAGGUUCAGAGGACAGAAGCGAGAAGAGUUUCCCGAUUUGGCCGAGUCUCCAAAUGCUUCCGAUACAGAAUGUGGAGAUGAUUUCCUUCUGAAAAUACCUCGAACCUCAAAAGAGAAUGAAGAGCUGAAGGACCCUGCUGGUUCAGGGACCAUCAUCAUGGCAUCUGGAGUAUCAGAAUUUAACCGGACAGAAAUUGACCGACUCAAUGAGAUUAAGGGGCAUCUGGAAAUUGCCUUACUGGAAAAACACUUCCUGCAGGAAGAGCUCCGGAAGCUACGGGAAGAAACUAAUGUUGAGACAAUGAAGCAGGAGCUGGAAAAAGAAAGGAUAAAGAGGCUAGAGCUGGAACAAAAAGUGAAUGAUUUGGCCAAAGCAAGGACUGAAGAAUCUACCGCACAGCAACCAUCAAGGGGACAGUCUCAGAGCAAUGGCUCAGAUAAGCACAGAAAGCAAACCAUGUGCUCCAGAGUUCAGAAAUGGUUUUACGACCGAUUUGGAGAAUACAUUGAGGAUUUCAGAUUUCAGCCAGAAGAGAGCACUGUGGAAACAGAAGAACCACUGAGUGCAAGAAGGUUAACAGAAAAUAUGAGAAGGUUAAAGCGAGGUGCCAAACCUGUUACAAAUUUUGUAAAGAACCUUUCUGCCUUAUCAGACUGGCAUUCUGUCUACACUUCUGCUAUUGCCUUUAUUAUUUACAUGAAUGCUGUAUGGCAUGGCUGGGCCAUUCCUAUGUUUUUAUUUUUAGCUAUUUUGAGGUUAUCCCUAAAUUACCUCAUUGCCAGGGGAUGGAGAAUUCAAUGGAGCAUUGUGCCUCAAGUAUCAGAGCCUAUAGAGCCUCCUAAAGAAGACUUGACGGUUUCUGAAAAGUUUCAGUUGGUUCUUGAUGUAGCACAGAAAGCACAGAACCUGUUUGGCAAGAUGGCAGACAUACUGGAAAAAAUUAAAAAUUUGUUUAUGUGGGUACAGCCAGAAAUUACUCAAAAACUGUACAUCUGCUUAUGGGCAGCCUUCAUAGCAUCAUGCUUCUGUCCAUACAAACUGAUUGGACUCUGCAUGGGGCUUUAUGCUGGUAUUAAGUUUUUUCUCAUAGACUUUGUUUUCAAACGUUGCCCGCGACUUCGAGACAAAUAUGACACUCCUUACAUUAUUUGGACAAACCUACCCACCGACCCACAGCUUAAAGAGAGAACAAAUGCAACUGUGUCAAGACGGAUACAAACAGUCUCUUCAAGAAGUAAUGUAUCCACAGGAGCUCCACAGGGAGUAAAUCGUGAUGAAGAGGGAGGGCGAUAUCAUAGUACAAAAAAGAGCAGUUUUCAUGAGAUCUUCAGUUUAGCUGAAACGGAGCGACCAUUGCCAGCUUGUGAAAAUGGCUGGCGUUGUUGCUUGAUUAACAGAGACAAGAAAAUGCCUACUGACUACAUUAGAAAUGGCGUCCUUUUUGUCACUGAGAACUAUUUAUGCUUUGAAAGUUCCAGAUCUGGCUCAUCAAAGAAGAACAAAAUCAUAAAACUAACAGAUAUUACGGACAUUCAGAAGUAUAAAGUUCUUUCAGUGCUUCCAGGAUCAGGAAUGGGAAUUGCAGUUUCUACCCCUUCUACUCAAAAGCCACUAGUGUUUGGUGCCAUGGUACACCGAGAUGAAGCGUUUGAAACCAUCUUCAACCAGUAUGUCAAGAUCACAUCCACAGUAGCAAACAAUGACACCUAG
Staurois parvus is the source of this 1784-nucleotide messenger RNA. Lineage: Eukaryota; Metazoa; Chordata; Amphibia; Anura; Ranidae. The record is from the annotation of a GenBank genome assembly.